Messenger RNA from Tyto alba (common barn owl), 2031 nucleotides. RefSeq names its product prospero homeobox 2 (gene PROX2). Gene Ontology annotation, biological process: regulation of transcription by RNA polymerase II. The transcript is spliced from 4 exons. Gene Ontology annotation, cellular component: nucleus. Gene Ontology annotation, molecular function: DNA-binding transcription factor activity, RNA polymerase II-specific; RNA polymerase II cis-regulatory region sequence-specific DNA binding. NCBI's taxonomy places the organism in Eukaryota, Metazoa, Chordata, Aves, Strigiformes, Tytonidae. The coding region runs from base 1 to 2031 and encodes 676 amino acids. The record is from RefSeq and is a predicted model, not a curated record.
AUGAUCCCCAACCAGCUGAGGGUUGUCUCUCCAAGGUCCAGGCAGGCAGAAGAGACGAUGGAUGGCAGGACGGGCUCUGAGCAGGACAGAGACUGUGCCACUUCAGGGCACAGCCAGGGGCUGAAGUCGGAGCCCUGUUUCCAGACUGACUCCCUCUUGCCUUCUGCCAGUGCGUCCCUGAUAUCACAGCUCCUCAGCCACCCGGUGGUUGGCAGGAGCCUGGAUCCCGCCGUCCUUUUCCUCUCCUCCCAGGCAGUGGCCCUGCCUCAGGACUAUGAGUGUGGUGCAUCUACUGGAGAAGGAGCGCAAGCCCUCCUGGCUUUUCCCAGAACCUGUGCCCCAGCUCCCAUGCCCUGUGCUGGCGACAGGGACCAGCUCUCGGACCAGCACCUACAAGCCAAGCGGGCCAGGGUGGAGAGCAUCAUCCAAGGCAUGAGCCUCCCACCAACCCCUCAGGCAUUUGGCACCAGCCUGGAGGCAGCUUUUGGGCAUGAAAGGGAGCAGGGUGGCGAGAUGGCCCGGGAGAGCAAGAGGAAGCCAAGAGUACCCCAGCAGGGCACAGGGGUGGCCAGGCGAGUGACCCUUGUGGGGGGCAGCCCCCAUGCCAAUGGCUACCAGCAGCUGAAGGAGCAGCUCUGCUUUUUAGAGCAGCAGCUGAGGUGGCUUCAGGAGAAGUUCUCCCAGGUCUGUGACGCUGGGGAUGCUGCCCAAACCCAGGAAGGUGCUGAGAAAGUGCAUCCACUGCCUAGAAAGCCUGGAGACAGACUGGACAAGGACAAUGCCACUGCCACCAGUGACCCAUGCAAAGCACCUCUCUGGAAGAGUGUCCUGGAGGUGCAUGGGCCGGAGGAGGAUGAGGACAGAGGCGACACAGGUGCCCUGCCCUCGGCAGUGAGGGUCCUCUCACAGGCACUGAAGUACGAGCUGGCUGGGGUGACGUCCCGGGUGGUGGACUCUGUCCUGAAGACUGUCUGGCCUAAGGCAGCCAGCCACCUCCUGCAGCAGCACUGCAGCCUCCCGGUGCAAGGGCCAGAUGCCAGGAGAGAGUAUUUUACUGCUGGGAAAUGCAGAAAGCCACUUGCUAAGCCAUCUCCCAUGAACGCACAGGACUCACUGGGCUCAUCCCAGGCUGAGGCCCUGUCAGGAGCGUUGGGGAAGAGCCCAGGCUCUCAUGCUAGCUCCUUCAGUUCAAAGGGGGUCAGAAAACCCUCUCAGGUACCCAACAUGGGUUAUUCACUGGGCUCGGCCGCUCCUGUCCAGGACAGCCAGCUGCUGAGCCAGCUGCUGGGCUAUGGCCAGCACGGCCUCUGGGGCAGCGGGUCUUGUGGGAGCCCCUCUGCUCCCGAGAGAGGUCCUCUGGAGCCCCUUGACUUGCACUGGGGAGCUGUCAAACUGAGGUCAUCGGUCAUGAGACAGCAGCAGCAGCAUCCCCUGCCGCUGAGCCCUGCUGAGAUGGAGAGCCUGGCGCUGCUGCCGGCUGGCAGGGAUGGCUGCGGGGAGCUGCAGGCUGCGAUGGACGAGGCACCCUUCGCCUCCACCCAUAUACAGGAGGCGCUGACCCCUGGCCACCUGAAGAAGGCCAAGCUGAUGUUUUUCUUCACCCGCUACCCCAGCUCCACUCUGCUGAAGACCUACUUCCUCGACGUGCAGUUCAGCCGCUGCAUCACCUCCCAGCUCAUCAAGUGGUUCAGCAACUUCCGUGAGUUUUACUACAUCCAGGUGGAGAAGUUUGCCCGGCAGGCCCUGCUGGAGGGCGUCGUGGAUGCUGGCACCCUUCGGGUCUCCCGGGACUCAGAGCUUUUCCGCGCCCUCAACAUGCACUAUAACAAGGGGAACGACUUUGAGGUGCCCGGCCGGUUCCUGGAGGUGACCAGCCUGACGCUGCAGGAGUUCUUCAGUGCUGUCAGGGCGGGCAAGGACGCCGACCCCUCCUGGAAGAAACCCAUUUACAAAAUUAUUUCCAAACUGGACAGCGACAUCCCGGAAGGGUUCAAAGCCCCUGGCUGCUCCCAGGAGCUGCUCCGCAGCUGA